CGCGCACCUCCACCGUGGUCCCGCAUGGUGACCCGCGAGCGGCGCGCUGACCCUCGCGUCUCAGCGCGCAGGCCCCUGCGCCUUGGUGCGGGUGCGGGGCCUGCAUCUGCGGGCGGAGCUUCGGGGCCGGUGUAGCCCAGUUGCGCUCCUGGACCGCAGCUCGCUCCCCAGGUCGUGGGAUCGACCGGUCGGACUGUUUCCGGCUUCCCUCUGACCGGGCUCAGCGGGUGUGGGCUGUUACCUUGGGGCCGGUGUUCUUCCUGAGCCUCUUAUACUGUGUAAUUAGACUAAGCGUUUUACAGCGGCUAUAAUGCGCUGGCCACUACCGGGUUCCGGGAAACCGAAGGUCGAACACGCUAUGCUCUCUGCUUUGGCAGGCGCGCGGACCCCAUCACUUGAUCGCAGAGGCAGGCAGGACUGAACAGUAUCGGGAUAUGUGACACACCCCUGGAGAAGGGCUUUGGACCUGGACCUGUUCACUAGGAAGCUGCCCUCCCUGCCACCCAGGCCAUCAUGGCAGCCCGCCUGGUGAAGCGAUGCGCGUGCCUCCUGAGAGAGGCCACCCUUCUGGCCCCUGUGGUGGCUCCGGUAGGCCGACUGAGGCUUGCCAGCGUGGCGCAUAGGACUCUGACUUUCUCAGCCACCUGCCCCAGUUCCCACUUCCCAGGCCCCUUGUCGGGGCUUGUGGAGAAGGAACAACUGUCUGCCCCCUGUCCAGAGCACCAGGAGGUGGAGCGGCUCAUUGAGAAGGCCACCCGGCCAGAGGAGCUCCUGGAGCUGCUCAGUGACAGUCGCUGCCUGCAAGAGAACCAUGCGGCCCUCAUGCUUAUCCAGCUUUCUCGCCUGCUGUCUGACAAGCCGGAAGACAGAGCCUUGCUCGUGCAGGAUGCCCGCUUUCAGCAGCUUCUCCAUCUCGUUGACAGCCAGAUAAGUGCUGUGUGGCACGGGACCCUUGUGAAACUGCUCCGCAGCCUGUAUGCGCUGGCGCUGCCCGCGGCCUGCAGGGAGCUGCGCUCGGUGGAGCAGGAGGUCCGCUGGCGCCUGCGUAGGCUCAAGUACAGGCAGCUGGCCUUCCUGGCCGAGUCGAGCGCCACACACAUGCGGGAGUCCCCAGAGCUGCUGGCUGAGCUGCUGCUGCACUUAGAGCGGCGCUGGACGGAGAUCGAUGAUGGCCGCACUGCGGUGGCCCUGAUGGCGAAGACGGGGCACCUCUCUGAGCCGCUGAUGAACCGCCUGGAGGACAAGUGCCUGGAGUUGGUGGAGCGCUUCGGCCCCGAAGAGCUGCGGAAGGUGCUGGUGACGCUGGCGGCUCAGAACCGGCGUUCAGUGCCCUUGUUGCGUGCCGUCUCUUACCACCUGGUCCAGAAGCCAUUCCCGCUGACAAAAGGCAUGCUCCUGGAUCUGGCCUAUGCCUACGGCAAACUUGGCUUCCACCAGACCCAGGUGCUCCAGCGCCUGGCUGCCGACCUGCUGCCCCACGUGCCCAGCCUGACGUCCGGCGAGGUGGCCCGUGGCGCCAAGUCCUUCGCCCUCCUCAAGUGGCUCAGCCCUCCCCUGUUCGAGGCCUUGGCCCAGCACGUCGUAGACCGAGCCCACACCGUCACCGUGCCGCACCUGUGCAACGUGCUUCUGGCCUUCGCACACCUGAACUUCCGUCCCGAGCGAGAGGACAAGUUCUUCGGCCUGGUUCACGAGAAGCUGGGGCCCAAGCUGCGGAGCCUGCACCCGGCCCUGCAGGUGGAUGUGGUGUGGGCGCUGUGCGUGCUGCAGCAGGUGCAGGGGGAGGCGCUGCGAGCGGUGCUCUGCCCUGAACUGCAUGCCCGGUUCCUGGCGAGUCCCCAAAGGACCAGAGCACCUUCCAGAAGCUGCUGCACAUCAGCGCCACCGCCCAGCUGGAGCACCCUGAGUACACGGGCCCCCUUCUGCCGGCCUCAGACUGGGCGCCCUGGCUCUUGGCCUGUGAUGGGAAGGCCACACCCCUGCAGAAGGAACUGCGGGACACCCUGCGGGGGCUGCUGGGGAGCCCCAGCAGGGGCAGCUUCACAGUGGCCACGCAACGCCGAGGUGCUGCUGGACGCGGACGGCCAGUUCCUGCCCCUGAGAGACUUUGUAGCCCCACAUCUCACUCCUCCCUCGGGGACCCAGCCGCUGCCCCCUGGGGCCAAGAGGCUGGCGUUCCUGCGCUGGGAGUUCCCCAACUUCAGCAGCUGGAGCAGAGACCUGCUGGGGCGCUUCGCCCUGGCCCGGCGUCACGUGCGGGCCGCCGGCUUCCUGGUGGUAGACGUCCCCUACUACGAGUGGCUGGAGCUCAAGUCUGAGUGGCAGAAAGGCGCCUACCUCAAGGACAAGAUGCGAAAAGCAGUGGCGGAGGAGCUGGCCAAGUGACCCAGCCCACAGUCUGGACUGCACCCUGGGGGACCCGGCUCACAGCCUGGACUGCACUGUGGGGGAGCUGGCCGGCAGCUCCUGCUCUCUUGUGGGCAAUAAACAGUGAAUUCCAGUGUCCACACCA
Messenger RNA from Herpailurus yagouaroundi (jaguarundi), 2512 nucleotides. It is a transcript of the gene FASTKD4, whose product is annotated as transforming growth factor beta regulator 4. The record is from RefSeq and is a predicted model, not a curated record. The coding region runs from base 514 to 2385 and encodes 623 amino acids. Gene Ontology annotation, cellular component: ribonucleoprotein granule; mitochondrial matrix. Lineage: Eukaryota; Metazoa; Chordata; Mammalia; Carnivora; Felidae. Gene Ontology annotation, biological process: mitochondrial RNA processing; regulation of mitochondrial mRNA stability. Gene Ontology annotation, molecular function: RNA binding. The transcript has 12 exons.